AUGCUCCGACAUUGUGCGAUACUCGUGUUUAUCCCAGCAUUCGUCAUUAGCUCAGACGAAUAUGAGACAGUUCCUUGUCUCGACGAGCGGUUUGGAGGGGAAUGGAAGAAUGCGAUAGUUAAGCAGAUUAGGAGAUUUUACAAAAGGCUUUACACGAAAAAAUCUCUGGAGGGUAUAGUGAGAGCGACAUACGACUGCGAAAUGGAAAACUUUGAUCCGCAAAAGCCCUACCUCGAGUUUUCUUACUGGUAUACAAUAGACUUUAACUGGAUUUCCUUGCGGAUGAAUAUAUCCACAUUCAGGAUAGGCAUAGAAGCGGGAGAAUUUGGGAAACAGACUGCUAGGGAGCUCAGACGACUAGAAGGACAGGCUCCUGUCCGAAACAGCACGAUCUUUAUUGGCUGCAUGGUUGGUGCUUCCGCAGACACUGCUAAAAACUUUAAAAUCUACUGCAAUUAUAAGCUGGAUGACCGCAAUAAACAGAAAAUGAUAUCACCACAAUGA
Messenger RNA from Cylicocyclus nassatus, 504 nucleotides. The record is from the annotation of a GenBank genome assembly. Lineage: Eukaryota; Metazoa; Nematoda; Chromadorea; Rhabditida; Strongylidae.